Molecule: messenger RNA, 1970 nt
Organism: Sebastes umbrosus (honeycomb rockfish)
Lineage: Eukaryota; Metazoa; Chordata; Actinopteri; Perciformes; Sebastidae
Gene: cltb
Product: clathrin, light chain B
Exons: 6
Coding region: 304-1062 (252 amino acids)
Biological process (GO): clathrin coat assembly; clathrin-dependent endocytosis; intracellular protein transport
Cellular component (GO): postsynaptic endocytic zone cytoplasmic component; plasma membrane; clathrin coat of coated pit
Molecular function (GO): clathrin heavy chain binding; structural molecule activity
Source: RefSeq, a predicted model, not a curated record
AACAGCAACAAGAGGACAUGGUCCCCUCAGGGUGCUGCCCUGACUGCUCCAUCAUCACAGUGGCUGAACAAGUGAAGAAAUCAUGAAUCAUCAGUGAGGGCCUGAAGGCGAAGCUCGGAUUGUUUAUCACAGACCUUUUAAUUACUCGUCCUGUUUCCUGUGAGCAGUCUACCUGGAUUAUAGCUGAUUACUCGGAGUAACAUAUCAAGUUGUCUGGUGUUGACGUUGCAGAACUGGUGGCCUAAGCUAACGUUAUCUAGCUGAAACCUCCCAGGUAAACUUGUAAACACACUUCAGUGAAAGAUGGCUGACAACAACAACGGAGCUCAGCAGACUGAAGAGGACCCCGCUGCAGCUUUCCUGGCUCAACAGGAGAGCGAGAUAGCGGGGAUAGAGAACGACGGAGCCGGGGACGGGUUCGGGUUCGGGUCGCUGGAGGCAGCGGAGGAGGAAGGAGAGCAGCCUGAAGCUCAGCCGGAGCCGGAGCCUCAUCAGCCUCAGCCGGAGCCCACACCGAUACCGACACCGAUACCCACACCUGCCCCGGCGGUCAGCUACGACGGGUUUGAAGAUGAGCCUGCCACAGUGAAUGGGGAUUUCUUCCAGGAGUCCAAUGGUCCAACAGACAGCUAUGCAGCCAUCGCCCAGGUGGAUAUUCAGAGGCAAGAGCCAGAGAGUUUACGCAAGUGGAGGGAGGAGCAGAAGACACGCCUUGAAGCAUUAGACUCGGCAUCCAAGGCAGCAGAGGAGGAGUGGAGAGAGAAAGCCAAAAAGGAGCUGGAGGACUGGCAUGUGCAUCAGAAUGAGCAGAUGGAGAAGAACAAGGUCAACAACAGGAUUGCUGACAAGGCUUUCUACAAACAGCCUAACUCUGAUGUUAUAGGCUUUGUAGCAUCAGAGGAGGCUUUCGUGGCAGAGACCAAUGGCGACACCCCGGGAUCUGAAUGGGAGAGAGUAGCCCGACUCUGUGACUUCAAUCCGAAAACCAACAAACAGGCAAAGGAUGUUUCUCGAAUGCGUUCUGUCCUCAUCUCUCUCAAACAGACGCCUCUAGUCCGCUAGAGGAGGUUGUUGUUUCUAGAAACAUUGCCUUUUAAGUUUUAACCUCACGUUGCAUCAGACGAGUUUGUACGCCCUUUUCCAUAAAAUUCCUGGUAUGUUUUUAACCUUUUGAAAACUUCCCGCCUUUCUUGAUGCCUACGAAUUAAUAUACUUAAUCCCACUCUCUUGUGAGAAGAUGAAGGACUGCUCUAUUGUUACGACAUCCUUUGGCUGGUCAGUUUUAUCACUGCUAUAUUUAAGAAAAUAUUGUUACUGUAAGUUAAAACAUUUUCCUUCCCCUUUAACUUAUAAAUUGUUAUUAGGUCAGUUUUCUCGCAUGCCUCUGCCAAUAUUUUGGAUGCACAAUUUUUAGUUUUUAUAAAUUCGCAUUUUGAUCAAUGUCAAACACUUAUUAAGCACUACUGCGUAUUAGAUUGUAACCACUUUUGCCUCUCAUCAGUGUAGAAUCAUCAACACAUGUUCACAUUUGUUGUAUUAUAUCCCUUAUUACCAUAUUUAAUGUAGCUAGCAUCUUUUUCUCUUUCAAAUGCAUAAGCUUGUGGCCUUUUUGAUGUAGCUCUUACUCCAGUUUGAGUAUUCAGCCAGGUGGAAUUUCCUCUUCAAUUAGGCAAGAUUUCAGCAAAAAAAAAUAAAAAUAAUCACAACCAAAGAUCUAAAUUUUCACAUGAUUUAAGUUUUUUUACGAUUUCUCAUUUCAUUGAUUUUCUCAGCAGAAGUUUUAUGCACUAUUUGUGUUACACCAAUAUGUUUUAGUUGUUUUUUUUAACAGUAAACAAUAAGGUGUCAGUUUCAACAGUAAUGUCUGCACAUUGUUUCACAUGUUGCCUAUUUGGACAUUAUGAAUACUGAAACAAGUGAAUGUUAAAAGGGAACUGGAAAAUAAAAACUGUGGAGUUUGACCACCGAAA